Moesziomyces antarcticus is the source of this 276-nucleotide messenger RNA. RefSeq lists its product as uncharacterized. NCBI's taxonomy places the organism in Eukaryota, Fungi, Basidiomycota, Ustilaginomycetes, Ustilaginales, Ustilaginaceae. The transcript has a single exon. The record is from RefSeq and is a predicted model, not a curated record. The coding region runs from base 1 to 276 and encodes 91 amino acids.
AUGCGGUUUUUACUCGCACUGCUUUUCUUCUACAUCGCCGACGUGGCCUCGCUGCCAAUCCCCGCCGAACCGGCGGCCGAACUCGUCCACACCCUUGCCGAUCUAGGCGAGGCCGAAACAGCACGUCUGACGCAGCUUCUCAACGAGCACCUCCCCGCCUACGUCCACGCUCCUCCACCCGCCCCCCUCCCCGCUCCGCGUCUGCGAUUCCCACCCGCACACGCAACCGAGCCCGGCGCCUCGGCCCCACCCAACUCGCCGCGCCUUUCAUCCUAG